Aspergillus sclerotioniger CBS 115572 is the source of this 1120-nucleotide messenger RNA. Its product is annotated as ankyrin repeat domain-containing protein. Gene Ontology annotation, biological process: protein localization to ciliary inversin compartment. NCBI's taxonomy places the organism in Eukaryota, Fungi, Ascomycota, Eurotiomycetes, Eurotiales, Aspergillaceae. Gene Ontology annotation, cellular component: ciliary inversin compartment. Gene Ontology annotation, molecular function: protein binding. The coding region runs from base 279 to 977 and encodes 232 amino acids. The transcript is spliced from 2 exons. The record is from RefSeq and is a predicted model, not a curated record.
GCAUUAGAUCCUCCUUCUCCUCGUCCUAGUCUCCCUGGUGGUGUGUCGCCUGCCUGAUUCCCAGCUGAACAGAAUGUAAAUAAGAGACACCCCGCCCGGGUUCUCUAUUCUGUCAGAGUUCCUGUGAGCCUGCUCGACAAGCACCCUCGAUUUUGGCCGCAGUCCAUCCCUCCGCACGUUCAUACAUAGUUCUGGAGAUCAGUGACCAUUUUACGAUGCCUCCUUCAACCCGCUUGUCCAGGACCCGGUUCUCGUUGGAAACCAUCCUUGUCGUGUUCAUGUUCUGCAGGCCGAUUGAGCAGUGUCUGUUUCUGUUUGCUUCACCGUGGCUCGUCAACGUGCUGCUCUCGAGACACCUCACCACCCGCGAGGAGAAUGGCGACACCGCCCUGCACCUCAUGGCCAAGGACCAAGACCAGGGACGGUCAAGAAUCAUCGCCCGGGCCCUGUUCUCUAGGAAAGACAUCAACGUAAACGUGCAGAACAACAACGGAAAGAUUCCUCUGGUAUGUGCGGCGCAGCGAGGAAACCACUGGCUGGUCAAGCUGCUGCUCGAGCGGGGUGAUUUCAACUGGGACAUGUUGGACGCCUUUUCCUUCACUCCCCUGGUAUGGGCAGCCAAGAAACAGGACAUCUCAUUGGUGAAAGCCCUACUGUCCAACAGGAACAUCCGCCCGAAUGAGUUUGACAUCUUUCGACGAACGGCGUUGUCGUACGCGGCUGAGUAUCGGAAUGAGGGCAUCGUGCGGUUGUUGCUCGAAGAUCAAGCUGUAGAUGCCGAAUGGAGUGACGAGACUGCCCGAUCGCCACUGUCCUAUGCAGCCGAAUCUGGUAGUGAAAAGAUCGUCGAGAUGCUCCUGAGCCGGGAGGAGGUCAACGCGCACUCGGUGGAUUCUUAUAUGAAGACGCCGUUUGCCUAUGCAGCAGAGUACAACCAUCUGGGGGUCAUGUUGAUUCUGAGAGAGUGUGACUAUUAAAGGUUCACUUGUGUAGUAGAGGAAGGACAAGGAGUGCUGUUCACAGGUCGCUAUGUCCGUUAUGUCUUUGCUUGCAGUGUAUGUAACUCUGGAUUUGCCUUUACUGAUGUAGUAAUGCUAUGCUCAUCGCAUGUCCUCACACC